AUGAGCUUGUUCAACGUUAACUUCAACGAGCUCCGCCCCUCAAACACCACCACCAUCAUCGGUGUCAUGUAUGAUGAUGGUAUCAUUCUUGGUUCCACAGACGCAAUCACACAACUCAAUGUUAAUGUUCUCUUAUGUCAUUGUGUGCAUGAAACGGAAAUCUUACUAGAAGAUGCACGAAACUUUAUUGUUGAUCAAGAAAAUAUUAAGGUCACAGCUGAGAUAAUAGGAACGAUGUUAUCUGCAUUUAAGCCCGUGAUGAAUAAUAUGCUACAAACUAGAGUUAUUAUUGGUGGAGGGAAAAAAUUAUAUGAGAUAAGUGAAGUUGGAAUUGUUAUGGAAAAGUUAAAUUUUGCUGUAGGAGGGUAUGGAGUUGCAUAUUUGAAUAAUUUCUUGGAUAAAAAAUGGAAAAAAGGGAUGAACGAAGAACAAGCUGAGAAAUUGGUGUUAAAGAUAUUAUCGUUAGAUAUUUCAUUAGGUGGAGUUCGUAGUUGUGGAAUUCAGACUGCAAGUAUUAAUUCAAAAGGUGUCACAAGAGCGUUUCAUCCUCAUAACACACUUUCAAAUAGAGGAAGAGAUCUUGUCAAAUACGUACCUGCACGUUCAGUCUAUUUGCAUCAACGUCAAUAA
Solanum stenotomum is the source of this 630-nucleotide messenger RNA. RefSeq names its product proteasome subunit beta type-6-like. Gene Ontology annotation, cellular component: proteasome core complex. Bases 1 to 630 code for a protein of 209 amino acids. The record is from RefSeq and is a predicted model, not a curated record. The transcript has a single exon. NCBI's taxonomy places the organism in Eukaryota, Viridiplantae, Streptophyta, Magnoliopsida, Solanales, Solanaceae.